CCCGGAAGUGCUUCAUGGUUCGCGUCCGUCAAAAACAUGCAGAAAAUACUUUGAUAUUUUUUGUUCCCUGAUAAACACCCAUGCCUGUAGGCACCUCCAUGCUUGCUAAUUACUUUCCUUUAGGGAAUAUCCCUGUAUUUAACGUCUACGAUCAAAGCAACUUCUUCUUGCAGAGAACCAUCCCCCAUCUUUCAUUCUAGCUUCUCUUCAGCAUGUCUCAAAACUUCCCCUACCGGAGAUUUCCUGCUCAGACGGAGACGCCUCCACCAGACUAUGAUUCCCGCCGGCCAGUAGGGGGGGAGUCUGACUUUUAUGGACAGCCCCAGCCCACCAGGUCCUUGGCCCAUCAGCAGUCGUCUCCUUCCUCUACUGAAACCCCCCACCCUGCCCAGGGUUCGGACGUGGCCGUGGGCCUCCUGCGGAGCUACGGUCUGGAUCCCACCGACCUGGCCCGUCUGGCGGAGCUGCCCGAGGAGAUGCUCAACCUCGACAGCCUCCCUCACCUCCUGCGACAGCUCAAGGAGGGGCGAGAGACGCCCAGCGCUCCUCCUCCUCCCUUGCCAGCGACCGCCAUCGCUCCGCUCUCCUCUCGUCAUCCUGGUGCGUCCCGUCCCGCCGCUCCUUCCGCCCCCGCCGCCAACGACCAAUGGGCGCAGAUCCGGAACCAGCCGGUCCAGUACCCGCUCGGGCACAUCCUCUCAGCGGCCAAGAGCCGUUCUUUUGCGCCGCUUUCUUGCGAUCGGCAGGACCGCCGGGCCGAUCCCAGACCGGCACCUGCUGCCGGGUCCAACAAGCAUCCCUCCGGCGCAGAGAAACCCCCGCCGCCUCCCUCGACCUCUUCUUGUUACAUGCUGGACUACGGCCACCAGGGGGGAACUGCGUAUCACGGUAAGCAAGGGAGAGCCGACAGGUACGAUAGGCCCGCUCACGGCCAGCCAGCCUCAGGAAGAACGGCCCUUCCUCGCCACUCUCAGUCCGACCCCGCGGGUAGCUACGGCUCGGGGCCCGCCAGGGACCCCCACAGGGCCCAGCACCGGGCGGAGCCCCCGCAGGAUCUUCUUCCCCACAGCAGGGCUGGCGCCGGGCCGGCCGUCGAGGCCCCCACGGCCCCCACCAGGAAGGAAGCCCUGGACUUCCACGGCUCGUCACCAGGAGCCUUCCCGUACUCUUGCUCGCUGUGCGACGUCCUCGCCCUCUCAGCUAAGGUUUGGACUCAACACAUCAAUGGAUCCCACCAUGCCGACAAACAGCUGGCCCUCCUACAGAGGUACCCUGAAUGGGACUGUCGCAUGGGAAGAAAAUCAAGGUUUAAUGACGAACCAGAAAAGCCAAAAGAUAAAGAAAGACCCGCCCUUCGCCCUCAGACAACCAAUCGCAAACCUGAGCACCAAAGGAAUAAAAGGAUGGCAAAAAAGACCGGGGGGGGGAACAGCAAAGUGGUGUGUGCCAAAUUUGAGGCCAAGUGCGUUGACGAAGUGUGCCUCAGGACAUUAAUCGAACCCUUCGGGAAGAUAGUCAAAGUUCUGAUGUUCCCUUGUUUGGCGUUUGUGGAGAUGGGCUCCAACGAGCAGGCCAGGGACCUGGAGAAGUACUACGGCAGUAACCCGGCCGCGGUGCAGGGCAAAGAGGUCAGCUUCGAGCUGUCCUCCACCUUCAGCUUCCUGCAGAGCUCCCGGGUGCUGAGCUUCACGCCGGCUCCUCCAGGAGAGGACGGCUUCUCGGACCUCAUCAGUGUAGUGAAGCGGUUUGGGGCUCCGCUGUACACACUGGCCCUGCCCUCACUGGCAUUUGUAGAGAUGAAGAUCGAGGCAGAAGCUCAGAAGCUCGUCAACUAUUAUGCCACCAACAGCCUGAAGGUGAACGGGGCAGAGAUCAAGGUCAGCUUCUCCGGAGAGUACAACACACUCAUGCGAGUGUCCACAGCCAGAAAGUACGAGGAGCAGGAGAAGGGAGCAGAAGGAGCUGGAGGAGGAGGCUCCUGCGUUACCAAGCGCUCCAGGAGCCGGAGCCCGAGGAAGGGGAGCAGCCCUGGAGCGGACGGGAGCCAUCCCAAGAGGAGCCGAUGGGGCGGAGAGGAAGGGGAGAGGAAGAGGAGGAGCAGCUCGCCGUCCCGAGAGAGGAGGCAGGGGAGCCAUCAGCCGCCCCGCGCCUCGGACGGUGUGUCCCUUACUGAGGAGGCGGUGGUAGACGCAGACACACCCCCAGCACAACCAGGAUCGGAGGCCGAGGUCGGGAUCCCAGCUGGAUCUGAUCCAGAUACCAACGAGGCCGGGACUACUCACGACACGGCAGAGACGUCUGAAGAGGAGAGCGACAUCGAGGGGAUGGCGGUGAUAGGAGAAGACGGCGAGAGCCUUGACGAUGACGAUGGAGAUGGAGAUGGCACGUCAGAUACAUCCGGACCCCCAGAACAAAUCAAAGUGAAGGAGGAACCAGAAGAAGAGACGCAGAUCUGCGAGGAGAAAGAGACGGCCUCUGUACCUGAGCUUAACAACCCGAAGGAGGUGGAUGAGGAUGGGGAGGAGGAGGAGCCCAACUUCCUGGAUAUCCUUGAGAACUGCAUCACUCUCGAUGAACUCUGCGAAGAAGACAAGGAAGAGAACGAUGAGAAAGAGAUGGAGAAGGAGGAAGAGGAGAAAAAUGAGAAAGAGACGGAGAUGGAGGAAGAGGAGAAGGAUGAGAAAGAGAUGGAGAAGGAGGACGAGGAGUGUAUUUAUGAAGAUAAGCAGGAGGAAGGGGAAUCCAAGGUGAUCCACUUCAGGAACCUCCCAUCAUCGUGCUUCACCGACGGCGAGUUUGUGGAUCUUGUGAAAGACCAAGGAAAGGCGGUCCGGUAUUUCCUCGUCCCUGACCGCCGAGAGGGUUUCAUCCAGAUGUCCAGCGGGUCUGAAGCCGUACUGGCCUCCAGGGAGCUGCUGGGGAACAACCCUAGCUUUAAAGGCUCUGUGAUGGACUUAACACUGACCGCCACGUACCCCAGUGUGUCCGCAGGGUGGAAGGUGUUAGACUCUGGGCCGGACGAGGACAGGGUGGAGGGAACAAGAAGGAGCGGCAGGAGCGGCUCCCACUCAGCGUCGCCACCACCACCCACCGCGUUGACGGAGGAGCCCUCUCACCUCAGCGCUGCGGAGGAGGAGUCGCCGCCUUCAUCCAGGAAGUCCUCUUCAGAGCAACAGGAAGUGGAAGUGCCUCGCCGGGAAGACACUCCAACACAGGAAGUGGAUGGCUCGGAAGAUGCGGCGUCCGAACCAGGAAGUGACGACCAGGAGCAACCAGACGAGGCCGGCGGGGACGAGACCACACCCACUCCAGAAGGACAAACGCCACAGACAGAUGAGAACUCGGAGGGCGUUUGCUUGGAAGAUGUGGAGUCCGAGCAGACUGCAGCUUGUACAGAGAGGUUGGGUCAACCCCAGCCAGGGCCUGCAGGGGGCGACGUGGAGCCUGCUAAACCCACAAAACCCAUCGGUGCCGAGUUCGUCCGUCCCGUCGUCGGCUACUUCUGUAACCUCUGUGAGGUCAUCUACGUGGACGAAGAGGAGGCCAAGGUCGAGCACUGCAGCAGCCUAAUACACUACCAGAAGUACAAGGAGCACACAGGCCAGGACCCUUGGAGCACCUGAGACAAUUUUGAUUCAGAUGGGAACGAACGCCUUCCACUGAUUGGCUUGUUAUACCAUGUAACUCAUACCCUCAUUGGUCAGAUGCCCCUUCAUGCAACUAGCUAACCAUGUCUGCCAUGAAAAGGCAAAUGGCAUUUUUUGUUUCGUUUCUCGAUUUUAAAAUGGUUAACCCACUUUUUGUGGAACUUGCUUUGUUUGUAAAGCAUUUUGUAAUCCUCUAUUGAGAUGUUCAAUGUGCAUAGUGUUAAGCCCAUGUAGUCGGGCAUUAUGUCUUAAACAAGCACAUCACUGCACGGUCAUUUCUGAUAGGUUUUUUAGUUGUAUGUAACUUUUGGACAUCUACACCGCAUUGGAACUUGAAGAAAAGGCUUUUAUAUUUUAAAACCGUGCCAUUUAUUUUUCCAAUAAAGAGUUACGCCUCGUGCCGUUAUGGCUUAGUUCCGAUCACAUCGACCCGGGUUUGAUUCCUGCCCUCGUUUCUUUGCUGCGUGUCCUCCCCUCCAACAUACCCUCCUGUCCAUCUCAAUAUUGGAGCAUAAAAAUGAAAAAAUAAACUGCACUUUAACGGCA
This is a messenger RNA of Gadus morhua (Atlantic cod), 4193 nucleotides long. RefSeq names its product matrin 3-like 1.1 (gene matr3l1.1). Gene Ontology annotation, molecular function: zinc ion binding; nucleic acid binding. Lineage: Eukaryota; Metazoa; Chordata; Actinopteri; Gadiformes; Gadidae. The transcript has 22 exons. The coding region runs from base 213 to 3623 and encodes 1136 amino acids. The record is from RefSeq and is a predicted model, not a curated record.